AUGGCAAGAGAAGGCAUUAUUCUCAAGUGCACCGAAACUGGUCAAGAAACUUACAUUACCACCAAAAACAAAAAACUCCACCCCGAGCGAUUUGAGGCAAUCUUCAGUUUUUGCCAGGCCGCUCGUUACCAGCGAAUCGGCAUUGAAAGGGAGUACGCCACUUUCGCCGAAAUCGAAAAAAUUAAGGCUUGGUUUCCGAGCGCUAAAAUCGUGCCAAUCUCGGCCCAAAAACUCCGGAUCGUUAAAACGACCCGCGAAAUUAAACUGAUCCGCCGGGCGGCGUUGAUUGCUUUGCAAGCGCUUGAAAAACUUAAACCCCACAUUAAAGCCGGGGUGAGCGAAAAAGAACUGGACGCCAAACUGGAGUUUUUUCUCCGGCAAGGUCAAGCCGACAAAAGUUCCUUUGACGCCAUCAUCGCCUCGGGACCGCGCUCGGCGUUGCCCCACGGCCGAGCCAGCCAGCGAGUGCUGGCCGAAGGCGAGUUUGUGACGAUUGAUUUUGGCGCUCUUUACCAAGGAUACGCGUGCGAUAUCACGCGCAAUUUUCACGUUGGUAAAGUGACUAACCCUGAACUUUUGCGAAUUGAAAAAGUGGUCCGCGAAGCCCAGAGCCAAGGCAUCCAAGCUGUCAAGCCCGGCGUUAAAACGAGCGCGAUUGACAAAAUUUGCCGAGAUUACAUCACCGAACAAGGCUAUGGCAAGUACUUUGUCCACUCGACUGGUCACGGACUAGGCAUUGACGUCCACGAACUUCCUUACGUAUCUAACCAGUCGGCCCAAGAGACUGAACUUAAACCGGGCAUGGUCAUCACGGUCGAGCCAGGCAUUUACAUUCCUAACCUAGGCGGAGUCAGAAUCGAGGACGACGUUUUAGUAACUCCGGGCGGCCACCAAGUUCUCUCGCGCAGUUAG
Centruroides sculpturatus (bark scorpion) is the source of this 912-nucleotide messenger RNA. RefSeq lists its product as uncharacterized. The record is from RefSeq and is a predicted model, not a curated record. Bases 1 to 912 code for a protein of 303 amino acids. The transcript is spliced from 2 exons. Gene Ontology annotation, molecular function: structural constituent of ribosome. Gene Ontology annotation, biological process: translation. NCBI's taxonomy places the organism in Eukaryota, Metazoa, Arthropoda, Arachnida, Scorpiones, Buthidae. Gene Ontology annotation, cellular component: ribosome.